GACAUAUCUUCCCAAAGCGUGACCUUGAUGGAGACAAUAAAUAGGGGCCACACAGCUUGCGCUCUCUCUAGCCUUUCAGCGCGCGCAUAGGUGUGUGGAAACUUUUAUCCAAUUGACCCUGGAAGUGUAGCAGGACUGUGGAGGCAGCACCAAGUCCCGCUUACUGGACAUGAAGGAGUUUGGAGAGGCAGCGCCCUUUCUGCGCAAGUCGGAUCUCGAGUUACUGGCAGCGCAAACUGUGGCAUUCGAUGGUAAAAAGCGUGCCUGGAUCCCGGACGAGAAGGAGGCAUACAUUGGAAUUGAAAUCAAGGAGAUCAGCGGCAUCGUUGAGUCAAAGGAUGGAAGGAGCAUCGCCGUUAAGGAGGAUGACAUCCAGCAAAUUAAUCCUCCCAAAUUUGAUAUGAUUGAGGAUAUGGCCAUGCUGACGCACCUGAAGGAGGCUUCGGUUCUGUUUAACCUGCGCAGGCGCUACGGCAACUGGAUGAUCUGCACGUACUCCGGGCUUUUCUGUGUGACGGUGAACCCCUACAAGUGGCUCCCGGUCUAUACUGCCCCCGUUGUGGCUGCCUACAAGGGCAAGCCCCGCUCCGAUGCCUCACCGCAUAUCCACUCCAUUGCGGACAAUGCCUACAAUGACAUGUUGCGCAAUCGUGAGAACCAGUCUAUGCUUAUCACUGUUGACUUGCUUCUGGUCUCCUCCAACCCAUAUGACUAUCAUUUCUGCUCCCAAGGCAUGACCACCCUCGAGAGCAUGGAUGACGGACAGGGACUCAUGGCCACAGAUCACGCCAUGAACAUCUUGGGCUUCAGUCCGGAUGAGAAGUAUGGCUGCUACAAGAUUGUAUCUGCUGACCUCAUUAGGGGUCUGCUGCAUCCCAGAGUAAAAGUGGGGAACGAGUACGUGGUGAAGGGACAAAAUGUGGAACAGGUUAACUACGCAGUGGGAGCCUUGGCCAAAGCCACAUAGGACCGCAUGUUUAAAUGGCUGGUGGGGCGCAUCAACAAGACCCUCAACACUGCACUGCCUCGACAGUUCUUCAUCUGCGUCCUCGACAUCGCCGGGUUUGAGGUCUUUGAUGUGAACAGCUUCGAGCAGCUCUGCAUCAACUUCACCAAUGAGAAACUGCAACAGUUUUUCAACCACCACAUGUUCAUCCUGGAGGAGGAGGAGUAUGAAUGGACCUUCAUUGACUUCGGGCUGGACCUCCACGCCUUCAUCGACCUCAUUGAAAAGCCCAUGGGAAUCCUUUCAAUCCUCAAAGAGGAAUGCAUGUUCCCCAAGGCCACGGACAACAGCUUCAAAGCCAAGCUGUACGACAACCACCUUGGCAAAUCUCCCAACUUCCAGAAGCCACGGCCGGAUAAGAAGCGCAAAUUCGAGGCUCAAUUCGAGAUAAUGCACUACGCUGGAGUGGUGCCUUAUAAAAUCAGUGGCUGGCUGGACAAAAACAAAGACCCACUGAAUGAAACAGUGGUGGGCGUUUUUCAGAACUCCUCCAACAAGCUGCUGGCCACUGUCUAUGAGAACUACAUCAGCUCAGACACAGCCUCUGAUCCCAAAUCUGGUGGCAAAGAAAAGAGGAAGAAGGCCGCCUCCUUCCAGACCGUGUCUCAGCUCCAUAAGGAGAAUCUGAAUAAGCUGAUGACCAACCUGCGUAGCAAUCAGCCCCAUGAGACCAAGACUCCAGGGAUCAUGGAUUCGUUCAUGGUCCUGCACCAGCUGCGCUGUAACGGCGUGCUGGAGGGGAUCCGUAUCUGCAGGAAGGGCUUCCCAAACCGCAUCCUCUACGAUGACUUCAAGCAGAGGUAUCGCAUCCUGAAUCCUCAUGCCAUCCCAGAUGACACAUUUGUGGACAGCAGGAAAGCUGCAGAGAAGCUGCUGGGCUCUCUAGAAAUCGACCACAACCAGUACCGCUUUGGUCACACCAAGGUGUUCUUUAGGUGGUGCUGCAAGGCCAGCUGGAGGAGAUGAGAGACGAGCGUCAGGCUAAAGUGCUGACUCUGCUGCAGGCCGCCAGCUGAGGCAAGAUCAUGAGGACGGAGCGGAGGAGGAUGACAGAGAGGAAGUAGGCUCUGAUGGUCAUCCAGUGGAACAUCCGGGCCUUCAACAUGGUGAAGAACUGGCCGUGGAUGAAGCUCUUCUUCAAGAUCAAGCCUCUUCUGAAGAGCGCCACCACGGAGAAGGAGCUGGAAUCUCUGCAAACCACCCUUGAUGCGAAGGCCAAGUCCCGCAACGAGGCCAUCAGGCUGAAGAAAAAGAUGGAGUGUGACCUGAAUGAGAUGGAGGUGUAGCUGAAACACGCCAUCUGUUGAGGUGAAAUGAACAUUUCGGUUGACUGUGCUUAAAAAACUGCAAGUCCCACAAUGCACCACUAGCAGGCCAGUGCAGCCUGCUCAUUAUUUUAAGUGGGAACACCUGAGAAGGAAAGGAGGUCUCUCAGUAAACACUCCAGCAAACAUUUCAGCAGAAAGAGAGACACACGAAAAGGAUCUACUUGUGGUGCAACCAAAGAAGCCACUGGACCUUCGGCUGGAGCUUGACGAGACGGUGCACCAGAAUUCUGGAGCAGAAGGAGCAAACGGCCAUGACGGAGCGCAGGAACAACCUGCUGGUGGCCGAGGUGGCCGAGCGCCGUAGGCUGCUGGAGCAGAGCGAUCGAGCCCGCAAGCUGGCCGAGCACGAGCUGCUGGAGACCACCAGGAGGGUCGAACUGCUGCAUCACAGACGCAGCUUGCAGAAUGACGAGGAGGGACCUUACCAUAAUCUCACACUCACAGUCAAGCUGCUGCAACAGAUGGGUUUGACUGUGUGAUGGCAAAUGCAUUAAAAACCGUGAAAGAAA
This is a messenger RNA of Clupea harengus (Atlantic herring), 2843 nucleotides long. It is a transcript of the gene myh7ba, whose product is annotated as myosin, heavy chain 7B, cardiac muscle, beta a. Gene Ontology annotation, biological process: actin filament organization. The record is from RefSeq and is a predicted model, not a curated record. Gene Ontology annotation, cellular component: membrane; actin cytoskeleton; cytoplasm. Gene Ontology annotation, molecular function: ATP binding; microfilament motor activity; actin filament binding. NCBI's taxonomy places the organism in Eukaryota, Metazoa, Chordata, Actinopteri, Clupeiformes, Clupeidae.